This is a messenger RNA of Colletotrichum truncatum, 555 nucleotides long. RefSeq lists its product as uncharacterized. Lineage: Eukaryota; Fungi; Ascomycota; Sordariomycetes; Glomerellales; Glomerellaceae. The record is from RefSeq and is a predicted model, not a curated record.
AUGCUGCUACGUGUAACAGUGAAUAUGCAUGCCCACAGCUAUAUUGACGACAUGCCUACCGCUUUGGAAAUACUCCAGGCAAGGCAGAAUUUUACGGUCCAGGACACGUCAGAGGAGCAUUUCUUCCGAUGCUGGCGACAUCAGGACUGCAAAGUCUGCCUCGCAGAGAAUCAAUGCAGCUGGUGCCCCAUGACUUCAGCCUGUGUCCCGAAUCCUUACACGAUCCCAUUGCUGGCUCCAGCAUGGAAUGAGGAUAUUUGCCCGCAUUGGGCCGAAAGAUGGGAACUGAGGACUAGACCACUAGGAUGCCAGGUUUCGACCAUCACCAGUCUUACAUCCAUUAUCUCAAUUGUCUCCACCCUCAUCGUGGUCCUACUCGUGUUUCUGCUUGUAAUCGCGAUCCGGUGGGGAAGACGUCGUAGCCAGAGAGAACCUGGAUGGUGGAGGGUUUGGAGGUACGACUGGAUGCAAGUUUUGUGGCCGACGCGUCACAUUGCAGAGCAAGACCCUUUACUUGGACAGGAUCACAACAUACAAUCGCGUCAGACAGAAUGA